AUGGCUUCAGAAAAGACUUUCGACAACUUCUGUGUCCGCUUUACGGGCAAAAAUUAUGGAGCUUGGGAGUUUCAGUUUCAAAUGUUUGUGAAAGGGAAAGGCCUUUGGGACAACCAUGUGCAUACGUCUACUGCUCCGACAGACAAAACAGAAUUGGCGGCAUGGCAAACAAAGGACGCCCAAGUUAUAACUUGGAUUCUGGCUUCUGUUGAAUCUCACAUGAUCAACAACCUACGUGCUUUUUCUACUGCUAAAGAUAUGUGGGACUAUCUGAAGCGUAUUUACAAUCAGGACAACGUUGCCAAACGGUUCCAAUUGGAGCUCGACAUUGCUAACUAUCGUCAGGGAAAUCUCUCUAUCCAGGACUAUUACUCCGGGUUCCUUACUCUUUGGGCGGAUCAUUCAACUAUCUUACACGCCGAUGUUUCUAAAGAUUCACUCACUGCUGUCCAAAAAGUUUAUCAGAUUAGCCAACGGGAUCAAUUUCUCAUGAAGCUUCGACCUGAAUUUGAAGCUGUACGUGCAGCUUUGCUGAAUAGGAAUCCAGCCCCUUCCUUGGAUAUUUGUCUUGCGGAAUUACUUCGAGAAGAGCAGCGUCUUCUGACCUUAUCCCGUGAUGACUUUGCUGCUGAUCCUGUCUCUGUUGCCUACACUGCCCAAAGUAAAGGCACAUGA
Messenger RNA from Vicia villosa (hairy vetch), 675 nucleotides. RefSeq lists its product as uncharacterized. Bases 1 to 675 code for a protein of 224 amino acids. The transcript has a single exon. NCBI's taxonomy places the organism in Eukaryota, Viridiplantae, Streptophyta, Magnoliopsida, Fabales, Fabaceae. The record is from RefSeq and is a predicted model, not a curated record.